Nicotiana tabacum (common tobacco) is the source of this 615-nucleotide messenger RNA. The record is from RefSeq and is a predicted model, not a curated record. NCBI's taxonomy places the organism in Eukaryota, Viridiplantae, Streptophyta, Magnoliopsida, Solanales, Solanaceae.
AUGAGUAUUAAGUUGGUGGUUGCUCAGUGCACCGUAAACGUCGUUAGUGCCUAUGCGCCUCAUAUGGGCCUCGAUGAGGAGGUUAAACGACGCUUUUGGGAGGGGUUGGAUGAGAUUAUUCAUCAGGUACCACCUAAUGAGAAGUUAUUCAUAGAAGGGGAUUUCAAUGGCCAUAUUGGGUCGAACGCAGGUGUGUAUGACGAAGUGCAUGGAGACUUUGGUUUUGGGGAGAGGAAUGAAGGAGGAACCUCGUUACUGGACUUCGCUAAGGCUUUUGGGUUGGUGGUUGCUAACUCUUGUUUUCCGAAGAGGGAGGGGCGUUUGGUUACUUUUCAAAAUGCAGUGGCGAAGAUUCAAAUUGACUAUCUCCUCCUCAGGAGGCGCGACAGAGGCUUGUGCAAGGAUUGCAAGGUGAUUCCAGGUGAGAUACUUGUGACGCGACAUAGGCUCUUGGUGAUGGACGUUGGUAUUAUGGUGAAGAGGAGGAAAAUGUCAGGUCGAGGAACACCGAGAAUCAGGUGGGGAGCCUUAACUAAGGACAAAGCUCAAGAGUGGGAAGGGCGGUUGUCGGUUAUGGGAGCUUGGAGGAGCAGUGGUGACGCGAACUCUAUGUGA